CUUUAGGAAGUGGUUACACUUGGCCAAUUCCUAAAGUGACAGUAGGAGUAGAAGUGGUUACACCCAGCAAAGGUUCAUCCAACCGGGUCACACUCCAGACACUCUGGUUCAUGGAUGCGAUGGGUCGUUCUGAGGAUACCAUCCAGCUGGGCUCUGUGCUCGCCCGGACGUUCAGUAAAGCCGCCAGCAGCACGACUCGCAGCCUUGUAUGUGGCCCGGUGAUCACCGCCUUGGCCCGCCACUACGGGGUUGACUACACAGGGAUGACAUUGGUCCGCGGGCCAACCCCACUCAGCGAGGCUACUCUCCGCCACCAGCACUUGGUUGCUCGCCACGGGCGUGUGCACAGGAUCGCGGGCCUUCCUCAGCCGGCUUUACCUGCAGCGGGCGACCAGCCCGAGUCGAGCGCCGCUGGUGGACGCCGCGUUCCCCGUCGCGCUGUCCGUCGUGAACAGGCUCCCGCGAGCCCCUCUCCUGCUCCCCGGUCUCUUUCUCCAGGGUCACCUCCUCCAGUGGUGGUGCCCAUUUCCGAUCAGUUGGCAGCGAUCGCUCAGCAGAACGAGCGCAUCCUGGUCGGCCAGGAGCGCAUCCACACCCGCCUUGAUCGUGAGCGGGACCGAGGGCGUCGUCUCAUGUCAGGGAAGCACUACAUCAUGUCCUACUUGGGCUUGGAACCGAACGCGGUCCACUACCCGUUCGUGCAGUCCCCAGGGUUUGAGGAUGAGUACCCUCCGCCCACUGGCGAUGGUGGUGAUGCCUUCUAGAGCUGGUUGAGUGUUUUAUUUGUGUUCCAGACUGAGACUCCAUGUUUUGUGGUUUCGUUUUGUUUUAUCUUGGAUUGUAGACUUGGUACUAUGAUUUCUAUCACCCAGUGUGUGUGUUUUUGUUGUCUCUAGCUCUGUGCCUCCUUCUUUUGACUGGUCCGCCAUCCAGUCAACGUUCCUGACCACUGUUUCACGGUAACAUCGUUCCCCUUCCCUCUGCUCCAUUGAGGACAUUGUCACGUUUAAGUGUGUGUGGGGGGGGGGGGGGUUCUUUGUAUGAAUUGGAACGUAUAUAUGUGUGCUUGGAGCCUAGUCCACUGUCCGAAUCUUGAGAUUUGAGGGCUCCAAGCACUGCUGUUUGCUUGAUGAUUGACCGUAUUGGCACUGUGGAUGUGAUUAGUGAAUUGAAUGGCUUUUGACUUGAUACAUGACAACUUGAGUGUGACUUAGACAACUUACUGUGAUGACUGAGAUGUGCAGUAGAAUUGUGUAGGGGUUCAGUUUUUCAAUUGUUUGCUUACCACAUGUGACUUGGUUUGAUCACUUGCUUUUGACAGUCAUUUAUGCAUCUAGUUCAGGGAAUCGGAACGAGAGAUAGAGCAUAUAGGUAGCCAUGUGAGACUUGAGCCUGCUCGUUUCUUUCUUGUGCGAUAGUUUCCUCUUCCAUGAUGUGCAGCAUUCACGUUGUCAUUAGCUAAAUGAUGGAGGCAUAGGAUUAGCCCACGACCAAAUUGACUGUCCUGGUGUGUCAUACCCCUAGUCAGCCCCUUUGAGCCGUGUGUUUUCCUUUCUUUCGGUCUUCAAUGAAAAGUCACCCUUUUG
Molecule: messenger RNA, 1586 nt
Organism: Linum trigynum
Lineage: Eukaryota; Viridiplantae; Streptophyta; Magnoliopsida; Malpighiales; Linaceae
Source: the annotation of a GenBank genome assembly